AUGCUAGAUUGCAAAUCUGUAGACACUCCUAUUGUUCAUAAUCAUAAUCUUGGAGAAUAUCCGGAUCAAGUUCCAACUAACAAAGAAAGAUACCAAAGGUUAGUAGGAAGAUUGAUUUACUUGUCUCAUACUCGACCUGACAUUGCUUAUGCGGUGAGCGUCGUUAGUCAAUUUAUGCAUUCUCCGAGUGAAGACCACAUGAAUGCAGUUCUUCAAAUACUUAGAUAUUUGAAGUCUGCACCCGGAAAAGGACUUAUGUUCUCAAAACAUGAUCAUUUGAAUAUUGAUGGUUACACAGAUGCGGAUCGGGCAGGAAGUAUAACAGAUGGGAAAUCCACAUUCGGUUACUUCAUAUUCGUGGGAGUGCAGAAGCCGAGUUCAGAGGAAUGA
This is a messenger RNA of Prunus armeniaca (apricot), 390 nucleotides long. The record is from the annotation of a GenBank genome assembly. NCBI's taxonomy places the organism in Eukaryota, Viridiplantae, Streptophyta, Magnoliopsida, Rosales, Rosaceae.